This is a messenger RNA of Thamnophis sirtalis, 1678 nucleotides long. The record is from RefSeq and is a predicted model, not a curated record. NCBI's taxonomy places the organism in Eukaryota, Metazoa, Chordata, Lepidosauria, Squamata, Natricidae.
UGACUGAAUAAUUGUGCCUUAUGGCUUUAAUAAUGACUGACAGCGAGGCAGAAGCUUUCAUGAUCAUGCCAAUCUUUUGGAAUAUAGUGAUAAUAAUUCUAGAGUCUAUCAUUUCUAAGUUCACAGAGCUUAGAAAGAAUGUUCCCUUAGGAAACAAACUAUGACUACUUGAAUGAAAAUUGAAGUUCUUGGAAUGAAGACAGAACUCUUGAAUUGAUUUUUGCCUGCUGAUAAUGUUAUCUUGGUACAAUAUUUUUUUUCUAUUCCAGAUAACAUUAGCUAGUAUAGAUGGAGAACUUCAAAAACUUAAAGAAAUGACCAAUCAUCAGAAAAAACGUGCAACUGAAAUGAUGGCAUCUCUGUUAAAAGACCUUGCAGAAAUAGGAAUUGCAGUUGGAAACAACGAUGUAAAGCAGCCAGAAGGAACUGGUAUGAUAGAUGAGGAAUUCACGGUUGCAAGACUCUACAUCAGUAAAAUGAAAUCUGAAGUAAAAACUAUGGUAAAACGUUGUAAGCAGUUAGAAAGUACACAAACAGAAAGCAAUAAGAAAAUGGAAGAAAAUGAAAAGGAACUAGCAGCCUGUCAGCUUCGUAUUUCACAGCAUGAAGCCAAGAUCAAAUCACUUACAGAAUAUCUUCAGAAUGUGGAACAGAAGAAAAGACAGCUUGAAGAGUCUGUGGAUUCUCUUAAUGAGGAGCUAGUUGAACUCCACGCCCAAAGAAAAGUUCAUGAAAUGGAGAAGGAACAUCUGAAUAAAGUUCAGACUGCAAAUGAUGUCAAGCAAGCAGUUGAACAGCAAAUCCAAAAUCACCGUGAGACUCAUCAGAAGCAGAUUAGCAGCUUGAGAGAUGAAAUUGAGGCAAAAGAAAAAUUAAUAACUGAUUUGCAAGAUCAAAAUCAGAAGAUAAUACUAGAGCAGGAACGGCUCAGAAUUGAACAUGAUAAGUUGAAAACUGUGGACCAGGAAAAAAGCAAGAAAUUGCAUGAACUUACUAUUAUACAAGAUAGAAGAGAGCAAGCAAGGCAAGACCUAAAAGGUUUAGAGGAGACUGUGGCCAAAGAACUUCAGACUCUGCAUAAUCUCAGAAAACUCUUUGUUCAGGAUUUGGCUAGCAGAGUUAAGAAGAGUGCAGAGAUUGAUUCAGAUGAUACUGGUGGGAGUGCUGCUCAGAAACAGAAGAUUUCUUUUCUAGAGAACAAUCUUGAACAGCUCACAAAAGUCCAUAAACAGUUGGUACGUGAUAAUGCAGAUCUUCGCUGUGAACUUCCAAAACUGGAGAAACGGCUUAGAGCUACAGCUGAAAGAGUUAAAGCUUUGGAAUCAGCAUUAAAAGAAGCAAAAGAAAAUGCUUCCCGAGAUCGUAAGCGAUACCAGCAAGAAGUAGACAGAAUUAAAGAAGCAGUGAGAUCCAAGAACAUGAUCAGAAAGGCACAUUCAGCACAGAUUGCUAAGCCUAUUCGUCCUGGUCAACAUCCAGCUGCUUCUCCAACCCAUCCAAAUGCAAUUCGUGGUGGAACUGCUUUUACCCAAAAUAGUCAGCCAGUUGCAGUACGUGGAGGUGGAGCUCGGCAAGAGAAAGCAUGAAUUAUGAUAAUCAAGAUGGUGAGAAGUACACACAACAUGAUCAGAAUUGGAUAUUGCGCAAUGAGAGUCAUUCCUUGAAAAUUAGAAAAUUG